UUGCUUUAAACAAAUAAUGGUCCAUUGGAAUGAACGGAGAUGACGUGACUCUCUUUAAACGGCUCUGGCUAGUAUGUCCUGUUCCAACCACUGAUUCCAACCUGACGGAAGUGAAAGGAUUGUUUUGGGUUUUGCUUUCCCAAAGUAAGUUGUCAUUAACUCGCUCAUACGUUACUGUGAGGCGACCCACGGAGAGUGAAUCCGUGUAAAUGGCGUCGACAAAUGACCCAUUCCAAUUUCAAGAAUUUGAAGAAGCUGGCAAUCUGUUGGAAGCCAACAGAGAUGCAACCACCAUUAGUAUUGAAGAUGACGAAAUCAAACCCGAGAAGCAGAGAAGAGCUGCUGCUUUCUCUCCUGAUGGUGAUGACGAGGAACCACUGGCCAGUGAUGACAAGACAGAGCUUCUUUCUGGGCAACAGAAAAGUGUCCCCUUCUGGACAUUUGAGUACUAUCAAAGAUUUUUUGACGUCGAGACCCAUCACGUGAAGGAAAGAAUCAUUGGAUCAAUGCUGCCAUGGCCUGGAAAGAAUUUCAUUCAUCUCUACCUUCGUAGAAAUCCUGAUCUGUAUGGACCAUUCUGGAUUUGCACCACCCUUGUGUUUGCUAUCGCCAUCAGUGGAAACAUAUCAAACUUUGUGGUGCACUUAGGCAAACCAAACUACAAGUACACCCCAGAGUUUCAAAAAGUGACGAUAGCUGCAACAGCGAUCUUCAGCUAUGCUUGGUUUGUGCCCCUUGCCCUGUGGGGUUUCCUGCUCUGGAGAAACAACAAGAUCAUGAACUUGGUGUCGUACUCCUUCAUGGAGAUCGUCUGUGUGUAUGGAUAUUCCCUUGCGAUUUACAUACCAGCAGUGGUCCUAUGGAUCCUCCCAUAUGAAUGGCUGCGGUGGUGCACCAUCGUGGUGGCUCUCUGCCUCUCUGGCUCAGUUCUGGUGAUGACUUUCUGGCCUGCAGUGAAGGAUGACCACCCUAAAAUUAUCAUAGCAAUCAUGUCGGCCAUUGUUGUGCUCAACGUCCUGCUUGCUGUCGGCUGUGAGGCUUAUUUCUUCAGCAAACCAGAACAAGCACUACCAGCUGACAUUUCUGCUGCAACAGAUGUGACCAAAGCACCCUCUCCGACAUGAAAGCCUUUAUUUUACUAAAGGUUCUCCGGUUGCCUUAUUAGAGAGAAUUGGGUUGCUGUGUUGAUGAAGUCAUGGGUCGUCUGGAUUUCACCUUCACUCGGACGUUCUGGCUCAAGACCUUAAAACCCAGUGUGCAUUCUCGGUACAACUGCAUGACUGUUGAAAAUGAACACUGGUACCAAGUAUGUUAUUUCUAAUGGGAUGGGUUCUGCAUUUCCUUAAAGAUAAAUGGGGUACGGUGUUACACAGCACAUGAGAUCUCUUGUAGUAUGUUAGCUUUCCGCUUUAUUGUUCUUAUGUUGAAAUAUUUAGACAACCAGUCUGUGCAGUAAUGUUGGUAGCGUUGAAGGCAUUUUGUAUAUGCAUUUUAUUUUAUAUUCAGUUAAUGGGAACAUGUCGGUAUACUUUGUGUAAAAAAUAUUCCGUAUUAACAGCACAACAAUUAUUGGUGGUGUUAAGAUUUUUAAGGGUUGGACUUAUUGUGUACAAAUAGAGUAAUUGUAUUUUCCUCUAACUGAUUUAACCGCAAGUGCCCACAACUAAUGCCAAAGACCCAUUCUAAAUGUCCACGGUAUUUACAAUUUGCAACAGGGUUUUUUUUUUGUUUUUACAUUUUACAAACUGUAGUUGAUCAGAUUUAUGGAUUUUAAAAUGUCCGUUCUCAAUGAUGUUUCAUUGGAAGAAAAUAAAAAAUGGUCUUUGUGGCACCCAACUUUAUUAAUGAAACCAUCGAUAAUAAAGGUGUUAUGACAA
Anarrhichthys ocellatus (wolf-eel) is the source of this 1877-nucleotide messenger RNA. It is a transcript of the gene yipf1, whose product is annotated as Yip1 domain family, member 1. Gene Ontology annotation, cellular component: Golgi apparatus; membrane. Gene Ontology annotation, biological process: vesicle-mediated transport. Bases 210 to 1124 code for a protein of 304 amino acids. NCBI's taxonomy places the organism in Eukaryota, Metazoa, Chordata, Actinopteri, Perciformes, Anarhichadidae. The record is from RefSeq and is a predicted model, not a curated record. Gene Ontology annotation, molecular function: small GTPase binding. The transcript is spliced from 10 exons.